UUCAUUUAUCAACUGUAGUCAGUUAAGAUAACAGAUUAAUAUGAAUUAGGAGGUGUUAACAAGUUACUAACUUCUGUUGACAGGGAUUAUGUAGCACGCAUGGGUCUGGGAGUCAUCCUCAACCUGAGUCGCCAGCAGGAAGAUGCUCAGCUGGCUCGCAGUGUCUCCGGCAUCCUGGAGCACAUGUUCAAACACACCGAGGAGACGUCUGUCCACCUCAUCUCCAACGGCGCCCUGGACGCCCUCCUCUUCUGGUGCCGAGGCACAGACCCCACUGUGCUGCGCCACUGUGCUGUGGCGCUGGCAAACUGUGCCAUGUAUGGAGGCCACCGCUGCCAGCGAUGGAUGAUCGAAAAGCAGGCAGCUGAGUGGCUUUUCCCUCUGGCCUUCUCCAAAGAGGACGAACUCAUUCGCUUCCACGCCUGCCUGGCUGUGACUGUGUUGGCUACAAACAAAGAAAUUGAGAAAGAGGUGGUGAAGUCAGGAACCUUGGAGCUGGUGGAACCGUUCAUCGCUUCUUUGGAUCCAGAUGACUUUGCCCGCAGUUUAUUGGACAGUGCAGACUGCAUGCAGGGGAAGACGGCGUCUGACCUGCAGCACCUCUUGCCUUUACUGGAUGGCACAAGACUGGAGGGAAAGUGUAUCGCAGCAUUUUACCUUUAUGUUGAGACCAGCAUCAAGUCCCGUCAGCGAAACACCAAGAUAUUUCAAGAGAUCGGCGCAGUGCAGAGCCUGAAAAGAAUCGUCAUGUACUCCAGUAAUGGUACAGCUUCUUCCCUCGCCAAGCGGGCGCUGACCAUGAUGGGAGAGGAAGUACCAAAACGAAUCCUGUCUUCUGUGCCCAACUGGAAAUCAUGUGACGUGCAGACGUGGUUGCAGCAGGUUGGCUUCAGUGCCUAUUGUGACCGUUUCCAGGAGCUUCAGGUGGAUGGAGAUCUCUUGCUGAACAUCACAGAUCAUGAUCUGAGCUCUGAUUUGGGAAUGACUGCAGGCCUCACGCGAAGGAGGUUUCUGAGAGACUUGCGCGUUCUGAAGACUUACGCCAACUAUGCCACAUGUGACCCAAACAACAUGGCCGACUGGUUGGUCGAGGUGGACCCUCGUUUCCGGCAGUACACCUACGGCCUGGUCCAGUCUGGAGUGGAUCGCUGCAACAUCCAGCACCUCACUGACCUGCAGCUGCAGAACGACUGCCGCAUAGACAACGGAGUCCACAGAGCAAAGAUACUGAACGCGACCCGCAGGCCUUUAAAACCAUGUCACACAGACGCUCGGCCUGCAGGACCAGACGUGUUCAUCAGCUACCGUCGGACCACCGGCUCCCAGCUGGCCAGCCUUCUGAAGGUGCACCUGCAGGUUCGAGGAUACAGCGUCUUCAUAGAUGUGGAGAAGCUGGAGGCGGGCAAAUUCGAGGAGAAGCUGAUCCAGAGUGUCCAGAGGGCGCGUAACUUCAUCCUGGUCCUGUCGGCCAACGCGCUCGACAAGUGCAUGGGUGACACAGCCAUGAAGGAUUGGGUGCAUAAGGAGAUUGUCACGGCUCUGGCUGGUAAGAAGAACAUAGUUCCUGUCACGGAUAAUUUCAUGUGGCCCGACCCCAUGUCUCUACCAGAGGACAUGAGAGCUGUUCUCAACUUCCAUGGCAUCAAAUGGUCCCACGAAUACCAGGAGGCCACGAUCGAGAAGAUCCUCCGCUUUCUGCAAGGACACCAAGACCAAAUCGACGGUCCGGACGGCUCCAAGGGGCAGAAGAAGAAAUGAAUUGACAUAAACGCAGUUAGACCUCAGCUAUAAUAACUAUUUGUGAUGCCAAAAUUCCACAUGUUCUUUGGUAAACCGUCCAGCAGCUUUCCCUGCUCUGCCCAAAUGCAUGUGAAGUGAAUUAGAUUACACGCUCACCAAACGCCUAAUAUCGAUAGACUCAAUCAAGUAUAAACGAUCAUUUAAAAACCAAAUUUCAGAUUGUAUAUAGCAAACUGUAAGCCUUUAAUGUUAGCUCCCCUCAUACUGCUGUAUAUGUGUAAUCAGGCACAGUAUACGCCUUCUGUAUCUCAGGAAAAUAACUGUGAUCAGCCGUCAUUGGCACCCAGCAAACAGCAAUCCACGAACACUUCAGUCUGCGUAAAAGUUUCUUCAUAUGCAAUCAUCUUUUGUUUACACAUUAAAAGGACCAAAGCGGGUCUCAGAUUUUCUGACACGUCUAUUUUCUUUUUAUGUUUUAGCGUGAAAGAAAGAAAAAAAUCUUUCGUAGCAAAUUUACCACAUAACUGAAUAAACGAAUCACUCCAAAAACACAUUUAAAAGCUUCAGAUGCAAUGAAAAAUAUCCAUGUAGUAUUCAAUCUUUCUGUUACUAAAGCGCAUUAAAGUGACUUUGACAUACAUUAACCUACACAACUCAAAAACAGGUUUAUGACUGCCGUACUGCAAUACAUUAAACUAUCAUUUAAUACUACUGACUUGAGAUUUAUUUCACCCCAGUGCUUAGUCUGUUGAGUAAUUAUUUGUCUGCUUGGCAACUGAAAUUUUUUCCUUGUUUAGCACAAAAAAAAAAAAAAAGUCACAUGAAGUGCAAACAUGUAAAAAUGAAAGUCAAGAAAAACAUCCUGCUGUGAUUCAUCAUUUAAGUCCAACAAAUGAACCGCAGCAGUCAUCAGGAUGCGUCGAUCAGAUUUAUUGUUCAAAAAAAUGACAUUUAACUUAAAGAACAUAAUUUUUUUUUGCCUCGCCUCAUAGACUUGUAAUGACAUUUACAACAGUGGUCUUUCCAGAUUGAACUAGAACCCUUUUCUUCAGGGCUUUUUUUCUUACAUUGCCUUAAUAUUAUUUGCCUGUAAUGCUUUAUAAAAAUAUGUAUUACUAUAUUUAUUAAUUGUGCUCUGUGCAUUACUUAACAUUACCUUUUUUUGUCCAGCACUAACAUGUUAUUUGUUACCAGUGUUCCAUGAAAGAAAAAGUGCUGCGUUCACUUAAAACAGAACGAUCAGAAAUAAAACAAGUUGUACAAAAAAA
Stegastes partitus (bicolor damselfish) is the source of this 3008-nucleotide messenger RNA. Its product is annotated as sterile alpha and TIR motif-containing protein 1-like. Gene Ontology annotation, cellular component: dendrite. Gene Ontology annotation, molecular function: NAD+ nucleosidase activity; signaling adaptor activity; protein binding. Gene Ontology annotation, biological process: response to axon injury; negative regulation of MyD88-independent toll-like receptor signaling pathway; signal transduction. The annotation marks the transcript as partial. The transcript has 7 exons. Lineage: Eukaryota; Metazoa; Chordata; Actinopteri; Pomacentridae. The record is from RefSeq and is a predicted model, not a curated record.